Saimiri boliviensis boliviensis (Bolivian squirrel monkey) is the source of this 738-nucleotide messenger RNA. The record is from RefSeq and is a predicted model, not a curated record. NCBI's taxonomy places the organism in Eukaryota, Metazoa, Chordata, Mammalia, Primates, Cebidae.
CCGAGCUGCCGGACCAGCGGGCCUGCCGCCUCCACCGCCCAGUCCCUGCUCAGGUGUCACUGUUGCUGGCAGGCCGAGAUUAGGGAAGGAGAGUGGGCAAGGGGUCGCGGCCUGGAGGAGAUGGGCUGUACCACGCCACCCCUCUGUGGCCUCCGAACGCGGACCCCGCACACACCCCCGCGCCUGUUUGGCAAGCGUGCCUUGUCGGCUGGGUUAAGCCGCAGUUCAUUCGACACCCGCUUGGUGCUGCCGGUGCGGGCAGAACCUUGGAGCCCAAAGCGGAUCCCCACACUUGUCCCUCCGGUCGGAAAGAAAGUGAAGGAGAGACUGUCAGGCGCGCCAGGGCUGAGAGUGAUAGUGGUCCAAAUGCUUCUUCCUGGCCCGCCUGCUGCGCCACAGAGUCUCAAAAGGCCCGUCUCUCUCUACCAGAAGGUCACCUCCACGCAGCCCCUCUCCCUGAACAACUGCAGCACCCGAGGACUGGCAACAUGGUUGGAGCUUUUGGGGGUAAUUAUGAGGAAAUCUGAAAAAAUGUAUUACCCUUCAUCCUUCCUGUUUUAUUUCCAAAGUCCUUCAGUAUCAGGGUUUUUCUAUUUCCUCAAUUGGACCACGGGUCCAAUAAAUGGUUUAAGACACCCACCUGCGCACCGCCCCCCCCCACCCACAACAGACACACCACACACACAAAGAAAAGAUAAACAAGUUUAGGGAGCUGGGAGAUGGAGCCAGGACAAGUGU